AUGUCUAUUGUCACUACAUUGGGAAUGUUCAUUAUAGAUGAAAAUAGAUACUUAGAUACAGAUGAACCUCCACAAGUUAAUAUAAUAGGUGGUGCAGGAACCUAUGCUAUUAUAGGUGCAAGAAUCAUCAGUCCAUUAUCUAAGGCAAAUAAAAUUUCUGGAAUAAUAGAUAUGGGUACAGAUUUCCCAAUUGAAAUAAAAAAAGAAUUAGAUACUUGGAAAACAGGUACAAUAUUUAGAAAUAAUCCAGAUAGAUUAUCUACUCGUGGAGUAAAUAUAUAUCAUAAUGGAAUAAGAUCAUUUGAAUAUCUUACACCAAAAUUACGAAUAGAAACUGAUGAUAUUUUAAAUUAUAAUGAUUUAAAAAAUAGUAAAUCUUAUCAUUUAAUAUGUUCAAUUGAAAGAUGUAAACAGAUUAUUCAAACUUUAAAUAAAGUUAAUCCUAAUGCUAUUUAUAUUUAUGAACCAUUACCUGAUGAUUGUAUUCAAGAGAAUUUUCAAUCUUUAAAAGAAUUAUUACCUUUGAUUCAUAUUUUCACUCCAAAUUUAGAUGAAGCUAAAGAAUUAUUAGGUGUUGAUACUAAUGAUUUAAAGAAAAUAUCUCAAAAUUUUACCGAUUUUUUAAAAAUCCCAAAUUCAGGUACUGUAUUAAGAUGUGGAGCUAAAGGGUGUUUUAUAAAUACUAUAAACGGUGAAAUUAUUGAAUUACCUGCAUAUCAUCAGAAUCAAGAAAAUGUGAUUGAUGUAACUGGAGGAGGAAAUUCUUUUUGUGGUGGGUUUAUAAUGGGAUUCUGUUUAAGUAAUGGAAAUUGGUUGCAAGCUGGUGUUGCUGGAAAUAUAAGUAGUGGAUGUAUUAUAGAAAAAUUAGGAAUGCCUGUUGUUGAUGGUGAUUUAUUCAAUGGGAAAACACUACAAGAAAGAGUUAAAACUUAUCAAUUACAGAAUCCUACAUUGCACAUAGAUUUAGAUUGGUCAUAA
Molecule: messenger RNA, 978 nt
Organism: Candida tropicalis MYA-3404
Lineage: Eukaryota; Fungi; Ascomycota; Pichiomycetes; Serinales; Debaryomycetaceae
Gene: MAK32
Product: Mak32p
Exons: 1
Coding region: 1-978 (325 amino acids)
Source: RefSeq, a predicted model, not a curated record